UGUUUAAAAUGAAGACUUUGAAUUCUAACGGCUGAGUUCUCGGGAGGACUCGGCGGCCUUAGGUCGGAGGCAGGAGCUGACGGGCAUCAUGGACAGAUCUAAAGAAAACUGUGUUGCAGGGCCUGUGAAGACUACGAUUCCACUUGGUGAUGGUCCAAAACGUGUCCUGGUGACUCAGCAGUUCCCUUCUCAGCAUCCAUUGUUUGCAAACAGUGGCCAGGCUCAGCGGGUCUUGUGUCCUUCAAAUUCCUCCCACCGAGCUCCUACACAAGCACAGAAGCUUGUCUCCAGCCACAGACCGGUUCAGAAUCUGAAGCAGAAGCAAUCGCAGGCAACCAGUGCCCCUCCUCCUGUCUCCAGGCCGCUGAGUAGUACCCAAAAGAGUGAGCAGCCUCAGCCAUCAGCCCCUGGAAAUAAUUCUGAAAAGGAACACACAUCAAAAGAGAAAAACGAAGACUCAAAAAAAAGGCAAUGGGCUUUGGAAGAUUUUGAAAUUGGUCGUCCACUGGGUAAAGGAAAGUUUGGUAAUGUUUAUUUGGCGAGAGAAAAACAAAGCAAGUUUAUCCUGGCUCUUAAAGUAUUAUUUAAAGCUCAGCUGGAGAAAGCAGGAGUUGAGCAUCAGCUGAGAAGAGAAGUAGAAAUACAGUCCCAUCUUAGGCAUCCAAAUAUUCUCAGACUGUAUGGUUACUUCCAUGAUGCCACCAGAGUUUACCUCAUUCUAGAAUAUGCACCUCUUGGAGCUGUCUAUAGAGAACUUCAGAAACUGUCCAAGUUUGAUGAGCAGAGAACUGCUACUUAUAUCACAGAAUUGGCAAAUGCGCUGGCUUACUGUCAUUCGAAGAGAGUUAUUCACAGAGACAUUAAGCCUGAGAACCUGCUUCUUGGAUCAGCUGGAGAGCUUAAGAUUGCAGAUUUUGGGUGGUCAGUACAUGCCCCAUCCUCCAGGAGAACCACCCUCUGUGGCACCCUGGACUACCUGCCCCCUGAGAUGAUUGAAGGCCGAAUGCAUGAUGAGAAGGUGGAUCUCUGGAGCCUUGGGGUUCUUUGCUAUGAAUUUUUAGUUGGGAAGCCUCCUUUUGAGGCAAGCACAUACCAAGAGACCUACAAAAGAAUAUCACGGGUUGAAUUCACAUUCCCUGACUUUGUACCAGACGGAGCUAGGGACCUCAUUUCAAGACUGCUGAAGCAUAAUCCCAGCCAAAGGCCGACUCUAAAAGAAGUACUUGAACACCCCUGGAUCACAGCAAAUGCAUCAAAACCAUCAAAUAGCCAAAAAAGCAAAGAAUCAACUAGCAAACAAUCUUAAAACUCUUGCAAGGGGAGAAGUCCUUGAGCCAGGGCUACUGAACAAUCUGUCAGGAACAGGCUACUGACAUUAACUUACUCUUGACUGCCUGCCUGUAGUGGAGAGAGCCACAGAAAAUGUUGUUUUACUGAGCAGGCAGUGCCUCGGCCUCCCCCUUCAGAAAGUUCGACUUCAAUCAACAUGACACUCUAAAGUGAAAGUAGCCACGAGAGCUGUCUAAUUUCACUGGUUUCAUAACCUGGAGGCAAAGUUCAACUGCAGCCGCCCCACAGUGUUUCAGGUUUGGCAUCCUUGUGGAUGGCGACCUCGGAGUCCAGUUGUGGGGAACUGGCUGCUUUGCCCUGACCUGAUCAGUUACAGAGCCGUGCAAUAACCUCCCCAGUGCUGAGUGUGUGUGUAACUUAUUGGGCGGCCAAGCCUGGCAAAGCUGUCAGAAUGAAUAUGUGAUUUGUUCUUUUAAAUGUUAAAAAUAAAGAUAUUGUAUAGACUUGUA
Messenger RNA from Diceros bicornis minor, 1799 nucleotides. It is a transcript of the gene AURKA, whose product is annotated as aurora kinase A. The record is from RefSeq and is a predicted model, not a curated record. The transcript has 9 exons. Gene Ontology annotation, biological process: meiotic cell cycle; mitotic centrosome separation; mitotic cell cycle. Bases 89 to 1306 code for a protein of 405 amino acids. NCBI's taxonomy places the organism in Eukaryota, Metazoa, Chordata, Mammalia, Perissodactyla, Rhinocerotidae. Gene Ontology annotation, cellular component: spindle microtubule; spindle pole centrosome; chromosome passenger complex. Gene Ontology annotation, molecular function: protein kinase activity; ATP binding.